Molecule: messenger RNA, 1548 nt
Organism: Peronospora belbahrii
Lineage: Eukaryota; Oomycota; Peronosporomycetes; Peronosporales; Peronosporaceae
Source: the annotation of a GenBank genome assembly
AUGCAUCUUGAAUGCGAUAUUAUUGACCGAUAUUCCUAUGCUGAAAAGGCUUUUGGAACGUUCAAUUACAUUGUUGUGGAAGAUUAUGCAACGAAAGGCUGCAAUGACCUACGGCUUACGACAAUUUUACCAUCGUCUGAAAAGUGUGUAGAUUCGACAUUGUAUGGGAGAUUAUCCAUGGUUUCGCUGCUGCAUUCGAAUGGAUCAGUGCGCUUGUCGCUGUAUAAUGAGAAUGGAUGCAAGGGGAACGAAUUCAUGAACUUUGAUCUAAACAUUGAUGACAUUUCGAUUGGAAAGUGCGUACAAGAUUACUACAAGAUUUACACGAGUACCAGUGGAAGUCUACUGAGUGGCACUGGAUUCGUUGCUGGUAAGAGUGACAGUACAGAUACACAAGAAUCAGGCUUUAGCUCAAAUUGGACCUGGUUACCUAUUGUCGGCUUUGUUCUCGGUGCAAUUGCGCUAGGGUGUACGCUUGCCGUCUUCUUCUGGAAACGGCAAGCUGCGAAUGAUGAGCGCAGAAAUGGUUGCUCAAGUUGUAGCGAUACAGGGUGCAACAUGUAUUCAACGCUGCAUAACCGACCAAAGAGUUUUGCCAUCAGCACACGCACCAAGAGCUCUUACUUGAAGGACAGUCGAGAGCAACGAAACAUAAGCUAUUUCUGGGAUGACGAUAAACUUGCUGCAGAGCGCGUCGACCGAGAUAAGAUUGAUUUUGGUCAUGUAAUCAGUCACGGGGGAUAUGGCCAGGUGAUGUCAGGGUGGUUCAACGGACAGCAUGUCGCUAUAAAGAUGUUGCUACCUGAAAAUCGCAAAAUCAUGGCUCACUUGACCUCGUUUCUGGAGGAAGUGAAGCUCAUGUCAACACUGGAACACCCUCGCAUUGUACCGUUCAUCGGAGUAGCCUGGGACUCGCUUUCUGAUCUAUGUUUGCUCACUGAGUUUAUGGAAGGAGGCGAUCUACGGGCGCUGCUAUCAUUCUACGAGGCUCAGAAGGCCCCUGUUGGAUUCAACAAAAAAAAAGUGACGAUUGCUCUUCACAUUGCACAUGCGCUCACGUAUCUGCACUCACUGGAUCCGCCCGUGCUUCACCGUGACCUCAAGUCGAAGAAUGUUCUGCUAACUGCCAACCUCGACGCUAAGCUUUCAGAUUUUGGGGCCUCACGCGAAUUGGAUGAGUAUACUAUGACUGCAGGUGUGGGGACAUCACUUUGGAUGGCACCAGAAGUAAUGAUGGGGGAGGAAUAUAAUGAAAAGGCCGACGUGUUUUCCAUGGGCGUGGUGCUGUCUGAAUUGGAUUUUCACACUUUGCCGUACUCCAAUGCCGUGGAGGUCAAAAACCAGAAUCGAAAUAUUGCCAGCGCAGCAAUUGUACAUUUGGUUGCGACGGGAAAAUUGCGUGUCGAAUUUUCGUCGGCCGGAUCGAGAUUGAUGGCAGAAUUGGGCUUGUCCUGCGUUGCACUGAACCCAGACGAUCGCCCGACUGCAGCAGAAGUGCUUUACAAGUUGCACACAAUUUUAACAAGAGAGUUUAGCAGUAGUAGUUAA